AUGGUCAAUCAACUCCAUGCUAACGCCUGGUGGAGUAUGCGCGGGAAUUUUCUGUCGAUCCCGACUGACUGUCCUCAGAGAGACGAGCGGCUGGGCUGGACUGGAGACAUUCAGAUUUUCUGCCCAUCGGCAAACUUUCUCUACAAUACCGCUGGAAUACUGGGUGACUGGUUACAGGACGUCGCAGCCGAGCAGCUGAAGGAGAAUGGUGGCUGCGUGCCCCCGUUUGUGGUCCCGAAUGUCAUCAGUGAGAAGCUGUGGCCGCAUACGCCGCAAGCUGUGUGGGAUGAUGUGGUGAUCCUGACGCCUUGGGCCCUUUACCUCUCCUAUGGUGACCGAGAGAUACUCCGUCGACAACAUGAGAGCAUGCUUGCCUGGAUCGACAGGGGGAUACGGCGCGGUUCUGACGGGCUUUGGGACCCUGAUCUUUGGCAACUGGGAGACUGGCUAGACCCAGCAGCGCCGCCUGUGGAGCCAGGAGAUGCACGCACCAGCGGCACACUCGUUGCAGAUGCCUACUUAGUGCACAUAACAUAUGUGAUGUCCAAGAUCAGUAAGGCCCUGGAUCAAGAUCAAAAUGCUGCACGAUUCGAGGCGGACCAUGACCGACUUAAAGCUAAGUUCCAGGCUAAGUAUAUCGCGCCUUCCGGGUUGCUCGUUGGUGAUACUCAAACUGCUCUAAGCCUUGCGAUUAUGUAUGACCUCCACUCAACACCCGAGCAGGCCACGGCUGCAGCGUCACGUCUCGUCCAACUCGUGCGGCAAGCGAAGUUCCGCGUCGCCACUGGGUUCGCUGGCACUCCGAUCAUUGCGCAUGCUCUCACCAAAAGCGGAUACCCCCAGAUCGCCUACCGGAUGUUGCAGGAGAAGAAUCGCCCGUCGUGGAUGUAUCCCAUCACCAUGGGUGCAACGACUGUAUGGGAGCGUUGGGAUAGUAUGCUCCCAGAUGGGUCCAUUAAUCCUGGCGAAAUGACCAGCUUCAACCACUAUGCCUUGGGAUCCAUCAUCAACUGGCUACACUCCACCGUGGCUGGUGUGAGCCCUCUGUCUGCAGGCUGGAAGUAG
This is a messenger RNA of Talaromyces marneffei, 1065 nucleotides long. RefSeq lists its product as uncharacterized. Lineage: Eukaryota; Fungi; Ascomycota; Eurotiomycetes; Eurotiales; Trichocomaceae. The transcript has a single exon. Bases 1 to 1065 code for a protein of 354 amino acids. The record is from RefSeq and is a predicted model, not a curated record. Gene Ontology annotation, biological process: carbohydrate metabolic process.